Molecule: messenger RNA, 2370 nt
Organism: Oryza brachyantha (malo sina)
Lineage: Eukaryota; Viridiplantae; Streptophyta; Magnoliopsida; Poales; Poaceae
Product: 3-ketoacyl-CoA synthase 4-like
Exons: 1
Coding region: 251-1840 (529 amino acids)
Biological process (GO): fatty acid biosynthetic process
Cellular component (GO): membrane
Molecular function (GO): acyltransferase activity, transferring groups other than amino-acyl groups
Source: RefSeq, a predicted model, not a curated record
ACCACCGCCUCCGCCGCCGCCGCCGGCGGAGCCGCCUCCGUUGCAUCUCCACCUCCUCCGCCGCAUCCUCGCCAUCUCGUCCCCCCAAUCAUCACCGCCCCGACGGAUACACAAGCCGCUGUGAGGCGCCUCUUCCCCCAAGGCAAAAAAAUCCAUUCCAUUCCAUUCCACCAACGCAGUCCACGCGCCAUCGGACGAGAACCACACCUUUGACUCGCUGGCUGAUUCCUCCGCCAGAUCUAGGCGAGCCAUGAACGGAGGCGCCGCACCACCGGAGGCGGCCGCGCCGCCGGCGGCGGGGCCGGAUGCGGCGGCGGCGGCGGCGGCGGCUACGCCGAGCCACCGGCGGCUGCCGGACUUCCUCCAGAGCGUGAACCUCAAGUACGUGAAGCUGGGGUACCACUACCUCAUCACCCACCUCCUCACGCUCCUGCUGCUCCCUCUCAUGGCCGUCAUCAUCCUCGAGGCCGGCCGCACCGACCCCGACGAUCUCCGCCAGCUCUGGCUCCACCUCCAGUACAACCUCGUCUCCGUCCUCGUCCUCUCCGCCGUCCUCGUCUUCGGCGCCACUGUCUACGUGCUCACCCGCCCCCGCCCGGUCUACCUCGUCGACUUCGCCUGCUACAAGCCGCCCGACAACCUCAAGGUCCGCUUCGAAGAGUUCCUCCACCACUCCAAGCUGUGCGGAUUCUCCGAAGAUUGCCUCGAGUUCCAGCGCAAGAUCCUGGAGCGGUCUGGCCUCAGCGAGGAGACGUACGUCCCCGAGGCCAUGCACCUCAUCCCGCCGGUACCCACCAUGGCGAAUGCCCGCGCCGAGGCGGAGUCCGUCAUGUUCGGCGCGCUCGACAAUCUGUUCAAGGCCACCGGCGUCAAGCCCAAGGACGUCGGCGUCCUCGUCGUCAAUUGCAGCCUGUUCAACCCCACGCCGUCCCUCUCCGCCAUGAUCGUGAACAAGUACAAGCUGAGGGGGAACAUCAAGAGCUUUAACCUCGGCGGGAUGGGCUGCAGCGCCGGCGUGAUCGCCGUUGACCUCGCGCGCGACAUGCUGCAGGUGCACCGCAACACCUACGCCGUGGUGGUGAGCACGGAGAACAUCACCCAGAAUUGGUACUUCGGCAACCGCAAGUCGAUGCUGAUCCCCAACUGCCUGUUCCGCGUCGGCGGCGCGGCGGUGCUGCUCUCCAACCGCGGCUCCGACCGCCGCCGCGCCAAGUACGCCCUCAAGCACGUCGUGCGCACGCACAGGGGCGCGGACAACAAGGCGUUCAACUGCGUGUACCAGCAGCAGGACGACGAGGGAAAGACCGGCGUGUCGCUGUCCAAGGACCUCAUGGCCAUCGCCGGCGGCGCGCUCAAGACGAACAUCACCACGCUGGGCCCGCUGGUCCUCCCCGUCAGCGAGCAGCUCCUCUUCUUCGCCACGCUCGUGGCGAAGAAGCUGUUCAACGCCAAGAUCAAGCCCUACAUCCCGGACUUCAAGCUCGCGUUCGAGCACUUCUGCAUCCACGCCGGGGGCCGCGCCGUGAUCGACGAGCUGGAGAAGAACCUCCAGCUGCAGCCGGUCCACGUCGAGGCGUCCCGGAUGACGCUCCAUCGCUUCGGCAACACGUCGAGCAGCUCCAUCUGGUACGAGCUCGCCUACAUGGAGGCCAAGGGCCGCGUCCGCCGCGGCCACCGCAUCUGGCAGAUCGCGUUCGGCAGCGGGUUCAAGUGCAACAGCGCGGUCUGGCACGCUCUCCGCAACGUCAAGCCGUCACCGCAGAGCCCCUGGGAGGAUUGCAUUGACCGCUACCCGGUGGAGCUCGUCGACGGCUUCCCGACACACAACGCCCAGCAAUAACAAACAAACUCAAAAGUUUUCAGCACGGAUCAAAACCAGAAAUCCUCAGCAUGGUUGAUUAGUGAGUGACAUAAUUGCACUGCCUUUAUAGGGCAUGAUUUGCAUUGGAAGAAUCUCCAGCCUUGAUGCAACUCUGCUCUGCGACUGUCCACCUUCAUCAUUGGAUCACUGGUCUGUACUUCAUGGAUCAUCAGGUAAGUUUUACAGAGUAGCAGCAGAGCGCUGACGAGGUCAUUGGUAGCCUUCUUCCUAUUGUUGUAUUAUGUGUACAACUUGUUGUCUCUUUAGCCAUUGCUUCCAAUUGUCAUUUACUACUCCUAGAUACUGCCAUAGUGGUCCAGAGGAAAAGGUUGAAUUUUGUUUUUCUUUUCUUCUUUAUUCCUUCUUUUUUUUCUUUCUUUUUUGUCACAUGGGAUUGAUGUUAGUGGCAAGGGUGUUUUGAUCCUGCCAACCUAUGAUGAACGGAUCGAUGCGGUGUGUAUUUGUCCUCUUCAAUUGGAGGUUUCCUUUUGCUUAGCUAUUAUCAUUCA